This is a messenger RNA of Octopus bimaculoides (California two-spot octopus), 1295 nucleotides long. RefSeq lists its product as uncharacterized. Lineage: Eukaryota; Metazoa; Mollusca; Cephalopoda; Octopoda; Octopodidae. The record is from RefSeq and is a predicted model, not a curated record. Gene Ontology annotation, molecular function: protein binding.
AUGGGACACCGUUUGAUUCAACACUGCCUUCACCUGGGAUUGAAACCUCUACAGCUGGAAACACAGAUUCUGUUAAAGAUGAACUUGAGAGGUAGUAUUCAAAUUCCUGUGAAUUCAACCCCACUUGAGAUCCGCCCUGCGGUGAGUUGCAUUGACGCCGCCACCACCACCAGCACCACCACCACCAUCACUGCUUCCAUCACCAUCCCCAGUACUGGCUCACCGUCACCGGUCAAGGCCUCAGAUGAUGUUGAUGCUAGCAACGCCGGCGCCUGCAGCAGCAGUAAAAAGAAGACUGUGGCUGCCACCCAGAUACAGGCAGCAUGGAGGGGCUUCUCACUCCGCAACAAGCUCAAGGCAGCCCUCUGCUUUGCUCAGAUGGCCUAUGAUGAGAACGAGAGUGAGUUUGGCGAAGAUAUUGAUUUAGGGGUCUUUGAGCUGGCUGAGGCCGACCUCGAUAAAGAGUGGAGUCCUCCUGUUGUUCCAGAGGUCCCUAAAAGAUUUUGGUUUUCGUCCACAGAUCCGCAGCAAAGGUUUGUCCUAUUCCAGAAGCUUAACGUGUUACCAAAUGUCCGAACUUCCCCCACGAAAACACAGCAGCAGAAGAGAGAUUAUUUAUUACAAAAUCACCCUCUUCAGCUCGAUCUCCCUCCAUCUCCAUCAAAGCUGCUCCUUCCCACAAACAGCACCGAAGACGAGAGUCAAGUGAAAGAAUGCCGAACCUACCUGUGGGUACAUACCCAGGUACCCAACCUCUGUGGGAAUGACUCCCAGCUCUCCAUCGGGGAUUCAGUGAUUGGUAAACCUAACAGAAACCUGGAGUAUGGCCAAAGCUACACUCAGUUGUCAUCCAUGGCACCCCUUGAUGUACACAGGGUAACCAGUGCAAGCAGGGGUCACGCUGUGGACCUUACCGACACCAGCAGCUUCUCAGGUUCAAGUCAAAGCCGAUCCACCGCCUCUGCAAAGAUGAAACAAGUCCAGCUGCCUCCAAUUCUUCCAUCACCGCUGUUUGUGGAAGCCCCGCAGGGCUGUGGGCAGCCCCAGGACAGCAACCACCAAAGCCACCACCACCACCGCCGCCACCACCAUCACCGUCACCAUUACCAUGGCAACAACCAGAAGCAGGUCCAUGAAGUGGAGAAGAGUGCUGGAUGGGGGUGUGGCCGUAGACGGAACAUGCAAAAAUAAUCUCAUUCUAUGUAUAUACAAAUAUAAAUAAAUAUGUGUGUAUGUAUAUAUAAAUAAAUAUAUAUGUGUAUAUAUAUAUAUAUAUAUAUCAAUUUUUAAAGUUA